AUGGUGAAAGACAAGCAUACCUCAGAAAAGGCCAGCAAGGGCUCGGCAGGUGUGGAAGAAUUGGCCAGGCUUGAGUGCAGGAUUGACUGGGCAGUUAACCCUCCACCUGUAAAGGCAUCAGAUACUGAUGAUGAGGAACAGGACAGCUCUGAUGAGGAGUACAUCCCUCCACUUUCUCUUCAGUUGGGUGGAGCUUUACCAAAUGUUCCAAAUUUUGAUGCGCUGCCAGUAAUCGGUUUGGAAGAGACUGUGCACGACCUCACUGCAGAUUUUGAGUCCGAACCAUCUACAGAUCCUGACAGCUCCACUGCCUCACCAGCUGAUUCAAAUGUGCCAACUGUACAGAAGGCAGAGGACAUUGUUGGUGCCAAGGCAUCGAUUGUGUAUGAUGACUGCUUGAAGUACCUUGCGGCCUUUGUUACACCACCAGUGAAACAGUGCACAGCAAUAAAUGUGACCGGUGCAACAUGCCAACACCAUCCACCAUUCCUGGUAAACAUCAAAGGGAAAGGCACUGCAAGCAUGUUAGAAUGGAGCUGUGCUGAUGGACACAUUGUGUGGCGAUGGGUUUCACAGCCCUUGAUGAAGUAUGGACUCCAGGCUGGAGACUUUAUGCUGAGCACCAACAUCCUGCUAUCAGGAAACAACUAUGCUAAAAUUGCACUGCUGUUUAGAUUUAUGAACAUGGGCAUUUUUGGCCCAAACUAUUUUUUCUCCAUCCAAGACACAUACUGCGUUGACUCCAUCAAAAAUUACUGGAUGGAAAAAAGGGCAGAUGUGAUUGCAAGACUUCAGGACAAAGAUGUUGUUGUCCUUGCUGAUGGCAGAAACGACACUCCGGGUCACUGUGCGCAGUACUGUAGUUACACUACAAUGGAAAACGACACAUUGGAGAUCAUCAGUGUGGUCACAGUAGACAAAAGACAAACCGACAGACGGUCUGCCAUGAUGGAGAAGGAGGCCUUCAUCUUGACGAUGGAUCAACUAGUCACUGAAGUUAAACUGGUCGAAAUCUGCACAGAUGCCCACUCACAGAUUGGUGCAAUGAUGGAUCCGGUUAAGGGGAGGUACAAGGACCAUAGGAUUCAUCACAGUUUAGAUAUGUGGCAUGGUGCCAAGAAUUUGGCAAAGAAAAUUGCGGCUGCGGCCCAGGUAAAAGAACUGUCUGUCUUAAUCCUUUGGCUGAAAGAUAUCGUAAAUCACUUCUGGUGGUGCUGCAAAACUGCCGACUCCUAUGAAGAGUUCCUGCUUUACUGUGAAAAUAUAAAUUCCAAGUGGUACCCACUGUAA
This is a messenger RNA of Carassius auratus (goldfish), 1290 nucleotides long. RefSeq lists its product as uncharacterized. The record is from RefSeq and is a predicted model, not a curated record. The coding region runs from base 1 to 1290 and encodes 429 amino acids. NCBI's taxonomy places the organism in Eukaryota, Metazoa, Chordata, Actinopteri, Cypriniformes, Cyprinidae. The transcript has 9 exons.